AAGGCCGCGGGAUUCUAUUUAAGUCCUUCGCGGCCGCUGGGAACUACCACUCGCUCGCUCGCCGCCGCCAUGAAGUCCAUUUGCCUGCUGCCUUUCGUGCUCGCCUCCGUCAUGGGGGGCACCACCCUCCUGGCGACACCUUAUGCCGUAGCUCCCGCCGUAGCCCCCGCCGCCGUGGCCUACUCCAACGUGAACCUGAACGUGCCCGCGCCCGUGCCCGCCGGCGAGGCCCCUGCCCCCGAACUCCUGGUCCAGCGUACGCCCGUACAGGCCCUCGGUCGCCCCGUCAUCUCCUACACUCCUCAGGUCACCGAGGUUCGCCCCGAACUCAAGAUCAUCGAGAAGACCUACGACGUGGCCGUGCCCAAGCCCGUCUACGAGACCAAG
Messenger RNA from Penaeus monodon (black tiger shrimp), 387 nucleotides. Its product is annotated as skin secretory protein xP2-like. Lineage: Eukaryota; Metazoa; Arthropoda; Malacostraca; Decapoda; Penaeidae. The record is from RefSeq and is a predicted model, not a curated record.